CUUUCUUCGUAUUUCCCACUUUGCGUAGACUCGUAGACUUCUUCUUAUCUCCGGUUUGUAUUAGCGCUCGUCUCCACAUCUGUAUCUACUAGAGAUCCAAACCAUCGGGUCCUCAUUUACCAUAAUAAUAAUCUCCCUCCCGUAAUUAUUAUUAUCGGUUUCCCUUCCCCGCAAAACCCUCUUUCUUCACGAUCUCCCCAGUCAUCAAUCCCCAAUUAGAAAUCAGAUAACCAUCCCUCACAGAACCACAGUGAAAACGAUAUAGUUAAAACCCUCUUACCUAACUACGUCCAAACCAUGUCCUCCGACCCCGCGCGCCCCCUCACCCCCGCCUCCGUGAAGGCCGCUCACGAACUCAUCCAGCCAUACAUCCACAAGACACCCGUCUUAACAUGCUCGACACUGAACACGAUCGCAUCGACUCCUCAGGAUCCGUCCGCUCUCGCGGGUACGCCGUUCGAAGGCCAGGAGCCCGCGCGGCCUCGGAUCCGGUUCUUUUUCAAGUGCGAGAAUUAUCAGCGCAUUGGAGCGUUUAAGGCGCGGGGGGCAUUUCAUGCCGUUCUGAGAUUGCGUGAUGAGCUUGGGGAGGAGGAGUUGAAGAGGAGAGGGGUUGUUACGCAUAGUUCAGGAAACCAUGCACAAGCCCUCGCACUCGCAGCUUCGACGCUUAAUGUCCCCGCGCAUAUUGUCAUGCCCAGUAUUUCGACCCCGUCAAAGAUCGCUGGCACACAAUCACUCGGUGCUCGCGUGAUCUUCUCCGGCUCAACGGCCCCGGAGCGUGAAGCUGUCGUGGCUACUGUUCAGAAAGAAACAGGUGCCAUUCUUGUGCCGCCGUAUGACUUCCGGGAUAUCAUUAUCGGUCAGGGAACUGUUGGUAUAGAGCUUGAGGCGCAAUAUGCGGAGUUGGUGAAGGCAAACCCGAAGCUAUCUGCGCAUGAGGCUGGAGCCCACCUUGACGCUGUUUUCACUCCCAUUGGCGGCGGUGGACUCAACGCUGGUGUGGCUACCUGGUUUUCCGACAAGCCUACCACCCGUGUCUUCGGUGCUGAGCCCUCCUUUGAGGGCGCAGAUGAUUGUUGCCGUGGUUUGGCUGCUGGAAAGCGGGUUGAGGCCGUCUCGACGCUCACUAUCGCCGAUGGUCUGCGGACACCUGUUGGAGUGAUCAAUUGGGAAGUCAUCUCGGAUAAGAAUAAAGUGGCCGGCGUGUAUGCGGUAACUGAGGAUCAGAUCAAGGCCGCGAUGCGACUGGUCCUGGAGCGGAUGAAGGUCGUAGUAGAGCCGAGUGCCGUUGUUGGCCUGGCGGUGUGUUUAUUCAAUGAGGAAUUCCGACGCUUGGUCGAGAAGGAGGCGGGAGAAGAAGGAUGGGAUGUUGGAAUCGUGUUCAGCGGCGGUAACACAACAGUGGAGGCAAUUGGAAAGUUGUUUGCGUCCGCGAAGUAG
Messenger RNA from Paecilomyces variotii, 1440 nucleotides. RefSeq names its product pyridoxal-phosphate dependent enzyme-domain-containing protein. The transcript has 2 exons. Gene Ontology annotation, molecular function: ATP binding; L-serine ammonia-lyase activity; D-serine ammonia-lyase activity. Bases 298 to 1440 code for a protein of 380 amino acids. The record is from RefSeq and is a predicted model, not a curated record. Lineage: Eukaryota; Fungi; Ascomycota; Eurotiomycetes; Eurotiales; Thermoascaceae. Gene Ontology annotation, biological process: pyruvate biosynthetic process; L-serine metabolic process; D-serine biosynthetic process.